AUGUCUCAAUGGAUUCCCUUCGCCGCUGUCACUCCGCAAUCUUCUCAACAGAAUGGCGCAUUGCCCCCAAUGCCUUCGACAUCACAACCUAUUCCACCUGCGCAGCCGACGAAUUUCCCUGAAGCAACAUGUAUCAGUGGAACCGCUGGCAGCCGCGAGCUCUGGUAUGUCUGCCCCAUUUUCCUCCGUCUGACCCAUCUGAAUCCAACCCCCCUGCAGGAAUUCGGUAUCGACAUUAUCGGUGAAGACAACAAGACCACCAUCCACCACAAAGUCGCUGCCCACGUAGAGGCCAUCCCAACAUCCGCCUCUCUUCCUCCCAACAUCCAGGCGAACUCCAGAAGAGCCUGGCUCGGUGUAAGUGCCCCCAAACCUACCACACUUCCCCCAAUUGCUCCCUCCCAUGCAUUCACAACAAGCCUCAACCACCUCUGCACCCACACCCGCAUCUGCCGCGCCCGCAAACCCAGAACCCCUGCACCUCCUCCCAUGCGUUCACAACAAGCCUCGACCACCUCUGCACACACACCCGCAUCUGUCGCGCCCGCAAACCCAGAACCCCUGCACCUCCCCCAGAGCACCCUGGCCUUUCUCCUUCGAGCUCGAGUCUUGCUGACUCAAGUCGUUGCCCACUCUUCGCAGAUAAUCUACGAGUUCAACGCGUCGACGCUAAAGACUGUCGGAACUCCAUUCGAGGGGCACACCCAACUUAUCACCGGUCUAGCACUUUCAUUUGACAGCACUCUCCUCGCCAGCUCUUCAUUGGACCACACCAUCAAACUCUGGGCCUUCGAGUCCCGCCAACUCCUCGCUUCCUUUGAUGUUCGAAAUCCUGAUACCCUUGUCCUCUCACCCGACUCGUGCCAAUUUGCUUACACGACAUUCACUGACUAUGAUUCCAAUAUCUACAUUGGCAACACUCCACCCGAAGUCCUUGCUCAGGCCCGUACAAGUGCACGAACCCUCAAUGAUCUGCUAAAUUCUCAUGCAACUCGUCAUCGCCCUGCCGUGCGCCGCAGACCACCAAUACCUGUCAUACCUAUGACGCAGAGACCUCCACCUACAAUCGACCUGCAGCAACCCAUUUUCCUUCGCCUCCGUAAACUUCUUCCCUUCUCUUCUCGCGCAAAUGCAAUUCCUUCCGUUCGGAAUAAUUCCCAGUCUCGCGGUCCUCUAGAUUUCCCUGCUACGUUACCCUUACCGUCCAAUCGCCUUCAUGCAGAAAGCCCUCCAUCAACUCCCUUCAAGUUACCCGGUGGCAGGACCUUUUUCAAUCCCAUUCAGUCCUCGUCUGACAAGGGUAAGCAAAAGGCGCGCGAACGGAAACGGAAACCGGCAAAAGUCGUCGACGUUCCUCUCGGACAAGCUACCUAUGGCGACGCUGUUGGUGUGGAUGACGGAAAUCGGCCGUUUGUUCUCUUAUUUUGCCUAAGCUGGUUCCAGAAAAAGGAGAAGAAGCAGGUUCCACGGCCAGUAUAUGAUGACGAUCCUGAGGACGACGAAGAGGAGGAACAGGAAGACAUUCUCAAUCGAGUCGCUGUGUCUCCUCCCAGGGUCCAGCACGAAGAAAUUGAAACGAAAGUAAUGGCUAGUCAGUCACAGCCAGAGGCAGGACCAUCUCGCCUUACAGUAAUUGAUGAACACAUAGAGGGGCAGUCUUCGUAAAUCCGUCGAGCAUUCCACCUGUUGAGUCUCGUGUUGUACCUGUAGCUUUAUGAUACCGUGUUACUUGCCUGUGUAGAACGAUUGUUCAGAACAGCAUGUAAACUUACAGUCUGGAGUGCCUUGAAGGCUGCAGGCCCAAAACUUACUUUCGGGCGUGAUGCUUCUGACGAACUUGUCUACAGGAACCGACUACCUUCGUGUUUGGGACAUGCGU
Suillus clintonianus is the source of this 1879-nucleotide messenger RNA. RefSeq lists its product as uncharacterized. The transcript is spliced from 9 exons. The coding region runs from base 1 to 1665 and encodes 554 amino acids. The record is from RefSeq and is a predicted model, not a curated record. Gene Ontology annotation, molecular function: protein binding. Lineage: Eukaryota; Fungi; Basidiomycota; Agaricomycetes; Boletales; Suillaceae.